This is a messenger RNA of Dentiscutata erythropus, 330 nucleotides long. Lineage: Eukaryota; Fungi; Glomeromycota; Glomeromycetes; Diversisporales; Gigasporaceae. The record is from the annotation of a GenBank genome assembly.
AUGCUUCGAAUACCAUAUUCUGAUUCUUCAGAAUUUAUAUCAUUGUACGAAGCUAGAAACGAUUAUUUAACAAUUAAUCGAAAUAUAAUAAAUAAUCAAAUGAAGAUUAUAGACAGUCGUAUAAAGGCUAUAAAUGAAAAAAUUGAAAUAAUAUUGUAUUGGUUCUUUGAUUUGUUAGAAAAACACGAAUCAAAAUAUAAUAUAUGUUUAGAAGUAGGAACUACUUUUAAAUGUUUAAAAUGUGUUUUUCAUUCUCAUUCCGAUUGUUUGAUGCAAUGGUACAAAGUUUGUGAUGCGUUACGAUGUCCGGGUUGUAGAUUUGAUUUGUAA